Molecule: messenger RNA, 765 nt
Organism: Porites evermanni
Lineage: Eukaryota; Metazoa; Cnidaria; Anthozoa; Scleractinia; Poritidae
Source: the annotation of a GenBank genome assembly
CCAAAAGCUGAAUUUGUUCCUCAAAGACGAAAGAAACAAAAAUUUUAUGGGAAUAGGUUUACAUAGAUAGAAAGAUAGAUAGAUAGUUUAUUAAUAACCGAUUUGCAACUAAAAGUUGAAUUAUACGAUUAUUUACAAAACAUUGAAUAUUGAUAAUUACAUUACAAAGACUACAAGUGAUUUAAAACAGCAAAUAAGGACACUAUACCGGGGUAUAUAUGUUCUAAAAAAAUAUAUAGGAGAGGUUUAACAAUCUACUAAAACCGUUCAAGCCUUAAGAGCGUUAAAGGUAAUAAAACUACUACGAAACCUGUUCGUCUUAAAAGCUGGCUUAAACUUCCGCAUAUUUCUUAGGUUAAAGUACAUGUGUUGCGAGCAGGAAGAAAUUCAUGGAGCUUGUUCUGUUCGUUCUGUAAAACAUUCUUAAAUAGUUUAUCAACUAGUUCCUGGCGGCGGUUUGAAAGUUUAGUUAGGCCUGAUUCAACCAAGGCCUCCUUGUAUGAGCAAAGAGGAAAAAAUAGAAGAAAGGACAACGUCGCAGGCAGUUUAGAUGAAGAAAACAGUUCUGCUUGCCUCAAAGAUGAAAUCAACUCGUCAAGUACUCAAGUUGACCAUAAGGCUCAGGAAACAUUGUCUGCAUCGUACUGCAAGCUAAAAUCGGUGACAGAAGGAAAUAAUCCAGUUGAUAAACCAAAGGAAACAUCUACUGCCAACAGCGAUUCAACGAUCACGGGGUUCAGGCUCUUUGACAUGGAAGUUCUGUGA